Messenger RNA from Ectocarpus sp. CCAP 1310/34, 6642 nucleotides. Lineage: Eukaryota; Phaeophyceae; Ectocarpales; Ectocarpaceae. The record is from the annotation of a GenBank genome assembly.
AUGCACGCAGCGUUCACAGACAUCAGUUCCCUCCUUUCGAACGAUGUUUUUUCUGCGUUUCACCAACUACACCAGAACCUCCGAGCCGUGUGCUCUGAGCGAGCUUUCGCCGCGAGAAGCCGCGCCAACGCGGAAGCCAGGCUAAUAGCGCGCGUCUCCUGCGGCCUCCGCUUGUGCUCGCUCGAUCGGGCCUGCGGCGAGGAGGUUGCAGACGCCGUUGGUACUGCGGCCCUCAAGCAGGCGUUGGCGGCUGGACUCCGCCUCCCGUCCCGCUUCCCUGCUAGCGCGACAUCACCUGCUGACCGCCACAGCUCCGCCGUCUACCUCCAGGCAGCAAAGGACAAUCACACCGCCGAGCGCACAAUCCAGUGGGAUGGGUUGCGGGCAGCGCUCGACGCUGCAGUCGCCCAUCCCCAGCAGCGGGCCACAACAGAAGAGGCAUUUACCAUUCUUGUCAGGUUUGGGCAAGCACCGGUUCAUGGAACGGCGCUUGAGGGAUUUGCGAAGAUCGCCGAAGAGCUUGGGUCGGGGAAUCCCCCCGCUCUCGGCGGCCACAAUACGACCCCCACCGUUCGGGCCGGGAGUGCCAAUGGAGCGACGGCGGCUCUCUCAACAACGUCCCUCGGCGCCAACGCGGGGGUGAUCAUUGCGAAGGGGACAGGCCAGGCCUACGAGCACUGCCCAUCAGGCCUUAGCGACGCGCUGGAAGGAGCGGCAGCACCCGAGUCCGGCGGAUGUGGCGAAGCUUCGUCGGUGCUGCUAGGGGCCGGUGAAAUCGCCGAUCUUGCCGCAGAGCUGGACCCGAUGAGACGAAUAGAUCGCGCUUUCGCCACAUUAGCUGAAACGUUCGAUGGAAGCGAUGCCUCAUCCGUAGCUGGUGCUGCCGCUGCGAGGGGACGGCGGCGGCAACGCCAUUACCGCUCUCCGUUGCAUAGCUACGCCGUCGCCAGGCGAUGCCGCAACUGGAUGGACAAGCUCGAGGAGGUGGGGGAUCUCCUCACGACGACUCAGCUAAGGCUCGGACGACGGGGUCAAGAUCUCCUUCUCGCCGUAACCGAGGACACGACGGCGCCAGUUCCUCCCGACAGCCGUCCGCCUACCGCAAUGUCGGAACACGAACUGAUUGCCCAAGCGAAGGCCGUGAUGGCAUCAGCGGCGCGACGUCAGCUCGACGAGGCCAACAGCGGCAGCAACGCACGCGUCGUCGACGGAAAGGGCCACGACGGCGCGGCUUUUCUCACUGCUCAGAUCCACCGCCACACACCGUUGCCGGACCGUUCGAAGGAAGGCGUCCGAGCGUUCGAGGGACGGGGAUUCUACGGCGGCCGCGGGGCUGCAUCCCGAACAGGGGAUGCGGGGGAACCUGUUGCUGUGUUGGAAGUCUCACCCGCAUUCGGAAGGCGAGAGCCGACCACAACCGACGGUGGUCAUGGAAGACGAACCAUCGGCGAAAACUUGGCCUUUGCGGCGUCCGUUCUGUCGGUGCGGGUUCUCCGCCAGCAACCCGGGUUGAUUGGCGUCCACCCCGGGGCAGUCGUGGUCGAGGACACUACACGCAGCAGGGGAGUUGAUGCUGUCGGAGAGAGACGGAGAGAGGAGAGUGUAGACCCUGCUGACGGAUAUUCUCCCGUGCCCGUGCGGAUCGUUUGCGAGCGCCUGGAAGGAUGGAGGUCGCUUCGUGAUGUGAUCCUUGAGCACGGUCCGCUGGCGAUGCCGUCCGAGAUAGCAGCGGGCGAGGGGGGCGAAGGGCUUCGCGUCCUGCGCUUUUGGGGCAGACAGCUGGCGUCCACUCUAGAGUGCCUAUCAUCCGCCUCGCUCCUGGUUCGAGACCUGCGUAAUUCGACUGUUUUCGUCUCCCCGGACGGGUCGACCGUCAAGAUCGUAGACUUUUCUAGCUUAGCGACAUUUUCUUCAGACACCGGUCUCGUGUCCUCGGAGGCCCCCAAGCUCGACUGCGACAUCCACGGUCCAACGAUGCCCUUGACCCCACCAGAAGCUCUCGCGAUAAGGGGGAGCACGGAAAACGGAGGCGUCUCUGACGGCAGCGGUGGGUCGAUCGAGGACAGCCCACGCGAUGGUGUUUCGCUUGUUCUCGCCGACACCGGGAGACCGGGACCGUUUCCCAUCACAGCCGCCUGGGACGUGUGGACGCUCGGGAUCCUACUCUUUGAGCUAGCUUUCGGCCAUCCGCCGCCGGCGUACGGCGAGUCUCUUCGUCGAGGGCUCUCCUCCUUGACGCUUGACAACGCCACCAGUGGCGGCACGAAGGUCACCCCGGUUCCGAAGCUCGACGAUCUGGUGACCGAGAUCCAGUACGAUUUUCUUUCGGCGGUCGGCGGACUCACCAACAAAGGAGAGGAGAACGGGGUGGGGUUGGCGACAGCGCACGUCGGCGAUUCUCCUCUCGAGAAGGCGCUGGGAUGUAUGUCCCUAGGGGUUGCCAUAGGAGAGGGGGAUCCAUUCCAUGUGGCUUCGUCUGCAGGCGUGGGAGAAGGUACGUCUGGCAUCUGGGACGAUGGUCGGAUAUCGGUCCACCGGUUUCGGCGAGCUUGGGUCCGGCGGCAGCUGCAGAUGGAGGAGGGCGGGGAUCUCGAAGUGACGACAUGGCAGACGUUUCAGGAGAAACUCCGAGAUCACCUGGAUGUCUCCGUUGCCUCGGCGGUGGCAGCAACUACCCCGUGGUCGCCGAUAAGCGGGGGAGACGAAGGCGGCGGUAGAAAAAAGGUCGACGCCGUCCAUCAUGACCACGGUGUGCCCUUUUCCAGCGAACGAAUGGCACGGCAGGCAGCCGAAGCCGCCGUCGAUAGAACGGCGGCGCAACUGGUAGGAGCGGACCCCAGGCAGACCGGUCGACUUCCGUUCUCGGUGGUGCGGGGCGUCGUGCGUGAUGAGCUCCAACUGUCUUUGUCGACCGGUGAAGCCGAGCUCGUCGCGUUUUGCCUUCGAGACGCAGGAGGGCCGGAAGGCAGUUGCGGCGAUGCUGAAGGCCGCGACGCUGACAGUCCUGUCGGCCAGCCUUACCGCGAAGGCGAAUGGAAUGUUUUGUACAUCCCUUUGGUGCACGUUCUUCGGGCGGCGAGCCUUUCCUCUGCCGCCCCCGCCCCCAGUCUAUCAAGGUCGUUACGCGCAGGAGACGGCACGUUGCCUCCCCCAACCCCGGCGUCUUUCGUAGAGCUCCUCUUUGCCUGCCUGGAGCCGAACCCGAAUCGCCGCUCCUCCUCGGCUAGUCUUCUAGACCUUCCUUUUCUUUCUCCCCGCGGGCAGCGAACGAGUGGCGAAGAUGACCGCAAGGCUGCUGCGGAGUACGUGGGCGGGUCUGGAAAUGAGUUGUCGCCAACGAUGGCGUUGCGCGAGCGUGUGGAGUCCCGAAUCCAAGCGCUGGAGGCAGCGUCUCCUCAGUCCAAGAACAACCAGGAGGCUGUGUCUACGCUAAACCAUCACUCUGCGACCAGGGCGAGGCCUGUCCGCGGCAGGGGAGGCGAUGGUGCCUCGACAAAUGUCGGCGUAGGCGUGCUAGUCGAGGCAUUGAAAGAUCUGGAGGGUCUGGUGCAUCGAUCAUCGCCGCCUGUUCACAGUCUGGGCGAGGAUGACUACCCGCAGCAGGCCCGCAGGGUGACCCUCGGCCACUCGAAACUGAUCGGCGAGAUCUUCGAGACUGGUGUUCUAGUGAGAGCGGCGGCGCUCGCCCUUAGGUUCUUGGAUCGAGAAGAGGCCGAGGCAGUCGGCCGCGGGGUUUCGGGCGUCGGUUUCGUGGAAGGCGACCCUAGAAAAACGGUCGGGGCCCGCGUCCUCCUCGCUCUGGCCAGGGUGCUCGAGGGGCUGCUAUUGGACCUGAGGAGACCAGGCAGUGCGGUUCGGCCGUACGCCGACAUCAUCUUGCGGUGUCUGGUCACCCUGUUUCUCGGGGAGGAGGGGUUUCUUGCCGUCAGGUAUGGCAAUAUCAGCGACACUACGGUCGGGAAGCCUGAUGCUGCAGCCGAAAGUGCGCAGCACAAACAUUCAAGCACGGGCUGCUGCGAAGGUGGGAAGUCGCACUGGCAGCCUGCGAUAUCGCAGAUGUUCGAAGGCCUGCUGGUCGAAGCGGUGGGAGAGACGGGAGAGGGAGGUUAUCCAUACCCCACCAUCCAGAGGUAUAUUCUCAGGUGUGCGUUGGCGAUACAUCAACCUGGAGCGGGUGCAAUGCACGGUGAUAGUGAUGAUCUGGAAGGACUCGGGGACGUUAGUGACGGCUGGGCAAGCUCCUCCUCCGAUGACGAAGAUGACGGCCGCGAUGAUGACAACGGCAAUUUUGGUGACACUCGCGGGGCCAGCACCGGGGGGAGCAGUGGUCUCAUCCGGUCACAUGUACCACCCAUGUUCGUGCGCGCAUCCACGUACUUCGCCGAGCUACUAGUGUUAGGGAGGGUCCUGUAUGCACUUCAUCGAGGCAGCCGAAUAACCACCGGCGGAUUCGCCAGCGCCACAGGCCGGGCUCGCCGACAGGCGACCGCGUACUGCCUGACGGUAGUGCGGAUGUGCUGCGACGUCGGCAGCGGGGGCCUCGACAAAGCCGAGCCUCUCGGCUGGAUGGGUGGCGGGCGGGAGCUGGACGAGGACGGGGCCACCCUGCAGCGGACGCAGCUCUUGGUGGACGCGCGCCUCGGGGAGAAGCUGGCGCCGUGUCUCCACGACCCCGACCCCGACGUCCGAAGAGACGCCGUGAGCUGCGCGCUGUCGGCCCUCCAAGGAGGGCACAAGCGCCUCCAGUGGAUUUCCAUGUCGGUUCGGCGGUUGGACCCGCGGGCUCUCCUGUCUCUGGGGUUCUGCACGACGGUGUGGGUUUCGGCGUUUGCGGCGAUUAUCCGCGGCCGCGGCGCUCCCGCCUUGGGGUCCGCCAACCCCACCCGCUCCGCCCGCGAGUCGGAAGAGUAUUUGCGGAGAAUGGCCCUCCAGUGUCUCGGGUACAUGGCCGAAGGUGGAGACCUUGCCACGUACAGCUGGCGCGGAUGUCGGGUGCUGUCUGCCCUGCAAGGGCUACUCAGCCGUGGCAGACCUCCGGGAGUGGGCGAGUCGAUGCCAUGGGGUCGAAGUAGCGGCGGCGACCGCCGUGAGGGGGGGAGAAGGCCUGACUCCAACGGGUGGAAUGAGGAGGUCGUGAGAGUGCUUCAGUCUCUCGCCCAAAACGGGUCAGGGGAGACCCACUCCAUGAUUCGCGCGCAGCCCGGGCUCACUGGGGCGUUAGGGGAUACGCAGUUGAUUCUUAGUUCGGAAUGGUUGCUUACUCCGAAGGGAUUAGCAUCCACAGCCACCGAGUUCUUAAAAGGCGCCGGUACUCAAAACGAGAUAUUGGCCCUGGUGCACCGCGUCAGAUCGAUGUUGGCGACGGCGGUUCGGAUUGGCGACCUAAGGGUUCUUGGGUCAACCGACCGUCUAGGAACUAUGAACAUCCCUGAGGCUACCAGUGUCACGAUGUCGUUGGUGUGGGGCUGGAUGCAGAGGACUCUACUGCAGCUUUCGCGGGAUGAGUCGGACCACCCGUCGACCGCGGCCAGGGCGUCCCUCGCGUGGGAGUGUCUCGGGCUGAUGCACUUCCUUCUGGGCACGGCGGUGGCUUGCAAGCUUGCUCGCUGCAAGAUUCAUCCUGACCUUGCUGGCGAGGUUUCUCGAGCAUCCGGUGGCGGAGACAGCGGUACAUCCUCGUCGUCAGAUGACAAAGGCAACGGCCGUGACACAACCACCGCCGAUGCAACUUCCGAUUUGGCGAGGGCGCAAACGGGGUUGGAAACCCUGGUGCUUCUUCUGUCAAUGGAAGCCCCGACGUCGCUCGAUCUUUACCGGGCCCACCCCAUCCCAACCCUCGCAGUAGGGGCGACAGACACGCUGGCAGAAGCCCUGGCCCACGGGGACCGGGAAACAGUUGACGCCAUGGAGAACCACGGCUUGGGAGUGCGGCUUGGUCUGGCGGUAGAAGCGUCGACGCGGCUUACACGAGAAAGCCGCCGGCUAGGGGUGGAAGAAGUUCACCUGUUACGAACAUACCCCGCCGGAAGGCUGGCGAGAGUGAAGCUAUUUGAUCGAAUCUUGUGCCACCAAGGGGGCCGCGGCGGCGGCGGCGGCCGCGAGUUGCAAGCCCAACUUAUAAUUUCCGGCCUUGUGGAGUUUAUCACGUCAAAUAUGCUGCCCGAUUGCGCCGUAACGGACAUCGUUAGCACACGGCUUCCGGCCGCUUUCGUGCGGCACAACGGGACCCCGCUCGUGAGAAACGAGGGCAUAGCGUUUCUGGAGCGGGUGGUUGCGAGGCGCGCUGGUUGCCCCGCCGUCGCCCGCGAAGCCGCGAGGCAGGCCGUGAGGCAUGGCCUUCCGCCCGCAGAGUGCACCCGUCUCCGAGAAAAUCGCCACCGGUCUGUACGAGCCGGGGCGUCCCGCGGCGGGCUGUGCUUCGUGCCAGGAGAGACCAUGGAGCUGCCGAGACGAGGCGGCAGUGGGCUCGUUGGGUUCGCCGUAAGGCUACCACCCUUGGCGAGGUUCCACCGACACCGAACACUCACGUGGCGCCCAUCGAGGAUAGGAACUUCGGCAGCGGAGAACCGCAAGCACUGGCACGGCACGAUGUCCAUAGUACGACAGUUACGCCGCAACCGAACCAUAUACAGGCAGCGCUAG